UCACUUCAAUCAGUUCAGUUCACAACAGAUUUCCAGUUCAUAACAGAUUUCUGUUACAUUCAAUUCGUUGAAUAACGAUGACGGUUGGAGCAGGUAUAUCUGUAACUGAUCGGAAGCUCAGUGUGUUCGGAAAUCCUGUGUUGAAGGACGUACAUGACAAUGUUUUCGUCACUUCUUCAACCGGUGACGGUAUGAUCAAUGGCGCGUUCAUCGGCGUUCGAUCGGAACAAACCGGUAGUCGUAUGGUGUUUCCGGUUGGAAAACUCGAGGGAUUGAGGUUUAUGUGUGUGUUCCGUUUCAAACUAUGGUGGAUGACACAAAGAAUGGGGAAUUGCGGUCAGGACAUACCUACCGAAACUCAGUUUCUUAUAGUCGAAACGAGUGAAGGUUCACAUUUCGGAGAAAAUAAUGAAAUCGAUGACGGAUCACACCAAUCUGCUCUAUAUACAGUCUUCUUGCCAAUUCUUGAGGGUGAUUUUAGAGCGGUUAUACAAGGAAAUUCUAAUAACGAAUUGGAGAUUUGCUUGGAAAGUGGAGAUCCUGCUGUAAAAGAGUUUGAAGGUAGUCAUCUGGUUUUUGUGGCUGCUGGACCCGACCCGUUCGAUGUUAUCACCAACGCAGUCAAGAGUGUGGAGAGACAUUUACAAACAUUCUCUCAUCGCGAAAGAAAGAAGAUGCCGAAUAUGUUGGAUUGGUUUGGCUGGUGCACAUGGGAUGCUUUUUACACUGAUGUUACUUCUGAAGGUGUAAAACAAGGCCUUGAAAGUUUUCAGAAAGGAGGUAUCUCACCAAAAUUUAUUAUCAUUGAUGAUGGAUGGCAAUCAGUUGGUAUGGACCCCACUAGUGUUGAAGCUAAAGCGGAUAAUACGGCUAAUUAUGCAAAUAGGCUAACUCAUAUUAAAGAAAAUCACAAAUUCCAGAAAGACGGUAAAGAAGGUCACAGAGUCGAGGACCCGUCUAUGGGACUUCGUUAUGUUGUUACAGACAUUAAAGAUCAUCACAACGUCAAGUAUGUUUAUGUUUGGCAUGCGUUAACCGGAUACUGGGGCGGAGUGAGACCUGGAACGGGGCAAUACGAUUCAAAACUAUCAUUUCCGAUUCCCUCUCCAGGAAUCGAAUCCAUCGAAAACUGUGAUGCUUUUAUAGCCAUUGCCAAGAACGGGCUCGGUCUUGUUGACCCUGAAAAAGUCUUCAACUUUUACAAUGAAUUGCAUUCUUACCUCGCGUCUGCUGGUGUUGAUGGUGUGAAGGUAGAUGUGCAAAACAUUCUAGAAACACUUGGAGCGGGCCAUGGUGGUCGGGUCAAACUUACGAGGAAGUACCAUCAGGCGUUGGAAGCUUCAGUUGCUAAAAACUUCCCUGAUAAUGGCAUCAUUUCGUGCAUGAGUCACAACACAGAUGGUUUGUACAGUGCCAAGAGGACAGCUGUUAUGCGUGCAUCCGAUGAUUUUUGGCCACAUAUUACAGCUUCACACACGGUCCAUAUUGCUUCUGUUGCUUAUAAUACAGUCUUCCUUGGAGAAUUCAUGCAGCCGGAUUGGGAUAUGUUUCAUAGCUUGCAUCCCAUGGCUGAUUAUCACGGUGCUGCUCGUGCUGUUGGCGGCUGUGCUAUUUAUGUUAGUGACAAGCCUGGGCAUCAUGACUUUAAUUUAUUAAAAAAGCUUGUGCUUCCUGAUGGAUCGAUACUGCGGGCCAAACUUCCAGGGAGACCAACAAGAGAUUGCUUGUUUACUGAUCCCACCAGAGACGGAAAAAGCCUUUUGAAGAUCUGGAACGUUAACAAUUACACUGGAGUGGUGGGAGUUUUCAACUGCCAGGGAGCAGGGUGGUGCAAAGACGGUAAAAAGAUCCUCACGCACGAUGAACAACCAAGCACCAUCACUGGCGUCAUCAGGGCUAAAGAUGUAAAUUACUUGCCUAAAGUUGCCGAUUCUACAUGGGAUGGUGAUGCAGUUGCAUACAGUCACGUCGGCGGUGGACUGGUUUACCUACCAAAGAAUGCAUCCAUCCCAGUAACAUUGAAACCGAGAGAAUACGAGGUUUUUACAGUAGUUCCUAUUUCGAAACUGUCAUGUGGUGUCGGUUUUGCUCCCAUAGGUUUGACGGAAAUGUUCAACUCUGGAGGGGCGAUUUCGGAAUUCCGGUAUGAGACAGAGAAAGAAGGAAAUGUGGAGUUGAAAGUUAGAGGGUGUGGUGUGUUUGGCGCGUAUUCAACUAGAAAACCGACUAGAGUAAUUAUUGAUUCGAAAGAAACCGAAUUUGGGUAUGAAGAAAGAAGUGGACUUGUUAGUAUUAAACUGAGUGUUCCUGAAAAGGAAAUGUAUUUAUGGGAUAUCAUCAUUCAAGUGUGAAGAGGCGUUUAGUGUCGGUUUGCAACUCAGAAUGGGUUCAAGAGCUUGCAGGGCUAUAAGUACCAAAAGUGGGAUAUUUAUGAGGGUUGUUCUACCCUGUUAUUUGAUAUUCAUCUGACUCAAGUCAACCGUCAUUUAGACAAGACUUGAUCGUUAAAAUAAUUCAACGUAGUAUGUCGCAGCGUGUUAUGGUGUUGUAUAGUGAGAUGCAUAACAAAUGUCAUCAUGAUUAAUAGAUGUGGUUUUUAUAAGAACUAUUUAUCUUGUACUUUAACAAGAACAAUGUAUUUUAGCUUUGAUAUUAUAUGAAUGCAUUUGGGUCUUGUUCUGAUA
Molecule: messenger RNA, 2684 nt
Organism: Helianthus annuus (common sunflower)
Lineage: Eukaryota; Viridiplantae; Streptophyta; Magnoliopsida; Asterales; Asteraceae
Product: probable galactinol--sucrose galactosyltransferase 1
Exons: 13
Coding region: 78-2351 (757 amino acids)
Source: RefSeq, a predicted model, not a curated record